CCAAAAUAGUCCGUCAUUGUCGCCCAAUAGGAUCUCCCAAAAGUUCUUAGCCCACCCUUAUUUUUAAGGAUAUUCUUCAUUUCAUUUUCAGCUUCUGGGAGGGAAGACGACUCAGAGCUCUGAUUGGCGACAAUGGAGUCGCAGCCUGGAAUUUCUUCUUCUCCAAUCACUUCUAAGCUUUCUUGGGUUAAUAUGUCCAAGACCCUUCUGUUGGUAUACCAAAGUGUUGGUGUCGUUUAUGGGGACUUGAGUACAUCACCACUUUACGUCUAUACAAGCACAUUUAAGGGGAAUUUACAGUUGCAUCUCAAUGAGGAAACAGUUUUUGGUGCAUUUUCCUUGAUAUUCUGGACUUUGACAUUGAUUCUGCUACUCAAGUAUGUCUUCUUUGUCUUAAGUGCAGAUGAUAAUGGGGAAGGUGGUACAUUUGCUCUUUACUCCCUGCUUUGCAGACAUGCGAAGCUUAGCUUACUUCCAAAUCAACAAGCUGCUGAUGAGGAGCUGUCUGCCUAUAAAUACGGUCCCCCAGCACCAGUUACUAACAGCUCUCUGCUAAAGAGAUUCUUUGAUAAACACAAAAAGCUGCGCAUAGCCUUACUUAUUUUUGUUUUGAUUGGGGCUGGCAUGGUCAUUGGAGAUGGUGUUCUGACUCCUGCUAUAUCAGUUCUAUCAUCAGUUUCAGGGCUUCAAGUUGCUGAAAAGAAACUGAACGAGGGCGAAUUGAUGAUGAUUGCCUCUGUCAUACUGGUGGGCCUAUUUGCUCUGCAACAUUGUGGUACCCACAAGGUGGCAUUUUUGUUUGCUCCAAUUGUCUUUAUUUGGCUGUUCUCAAUAUUUGGAAUUGGUCUAUACAAUAUAAUAUGUUGGAACCCCAAAAUAGUCCAUGCAUUAUCUCCACAUUAUAUUGUCAAGUACUUUAAGGAAACUGGAAAAGAUGGUUGGAUUUCCUUGGGAGGAAUACUUCUCUGCACAACAGGUACAGAAGCAAUGUUUGCAGAUAUUGGUCACUUCACAACUCUUUCUAUUAAGCUUGCUUUCACAUGUGUCAUAUAUCCUUGCCUUGUGGUACAGUACAUGGGUCAGGCAGCAUUUUUAUCCAAGAAUACCUCCAGUAUCGAUCACAGUUUCUAUGACUCUAUACCUGAACCCGUAUAUUGGCCUGUGUUCGUUAUUGCGACUCUUGCUGCUAUCGUCGGAAGCCAGGCUGUCAUCACUGCAACAUUCUCCAUUGUAAAACAAUGCCAAUCUCUAGGAUGCUUCCCAAGAGUCAAAGUUGUCCACACAUCAAAACAUAUAUAUGGCCAGAUAUACAUUCCUGAAAUAAACUGGAUCCUCAUGAUUCUUACACUUGCAGUGAUGAUUGGAUUUCGUGAUACCACUAUGAUUGGGAAUGCUUAUGGGCUGGCUUGUGUAUCAGUCAUGCUGAUAACAACUUGCCUCAUGGCACUUGUAUUUACUUUUGUGUGGCAAAGAGGUGCUCUUGCUGUUCCGUUUCUUCUAUUCUUUGGUUUUAUUGAGGGCAUUUAUCUGUCUUCAGCAUUUAUCAAAGUGCCUCAAGGAGGUUGGGUUCCCCUUAUGUUGUCGCUUGUAAUUGUGCUUGUGAUGUAUGUUUGGCACUACGGAACUCGCAAAAAGUACAAUUUUGACCUUCACAACAAGGUUGCACUAAAAUGGAUACUUGGUCUGGGUCCCAGUCUUGGUAUAGUGCGUGUGCCGGGCAUAGGUCUCAUCUACUCUGAACUUGCAGUGGGAGUCCCUGCUAUCUUCUCCCACUUUGUGACUAAUCUUCCUGCUUUUCACAAGGUCAUGGUGUUUGUCUGUGUAAAAUCAGUACCAGUCCCAUAUGUUUCUCAAGAAGAGCGUUUUCUCAUUGGUCGCAUAUGUCCAAGACCAUAUCGGAUGUAUCGAUGUAUAGUUAGGUACGGGUACAAAGACAUUCCCCGAGAUGAUGGAGAAUUUGAGGAUUUGCUUAUCAAAAGUAUUGCAGAGUUUAUCCAGAUGGAGGCUGUAGAACCUCAGUUUACUGGCUCUGACAGUUCUUCCUAUGAAGGUAGGAUGGCAGUGAUAAGUACUCGAAUCGCUCAAACAAGCUCAAGCUUAAUUGUUUCAGAACAUGAUGAUCUUGACAGCAACGAAAUUACUCAAAGUAGCAGGGCUCUGACACUUGAUAGUUUAAGAUCUAUUUACGAGGACGAGAGUGUGCAAAUAAGGAGACGCCGUGUCAGAUUUCAACUGCCACAGAACCCUGCGAUGGAUUCAGAUGUAAGAGAUGAGCUAUUGGACUUGAUCGAGGCAAAAGAUGCUGGAGUGGCUUAUAUACUGGGUAAUUCAUAUGUUAAGGCGAGGAGAUCGUCUUCGUUUUUGAAAAAGCUUGCUAUUGAUAUUGGAUAUUCAUUUCUCAAGAAGAAUUGUCGAGGUCCGUCAGUAGCACUCAACAUUCCUCACAUAAGUCUUAUUGAAGUUGGAAUGAUAUAUUAUGUCUAGUUUUUUUGCUGUAAUCACUGCCUAUGUUCUUGAAACAGAGAUUAGAAAAUGGGAAGGGGAAAGAAAAAAAAAAAGAUUAUUACUCUUUAGUAUAGGGGUAGUUACACA
This is a messenger RNA of Amaranthus tricolor (Joseph's coat), 2592 nucleotides long. RefSeq names its product potassium transporter 4-like. Gene Ontology annotation, cellular component: membrane. Bases 133 to 2484 code for a protein of 783 amino acids. The record is from RefSeq and is a predicted model, not a curated record. Lineage: Eukaryota; Viridiplantae; Streptophyta; Magnoliopsida; Caryophyllales; Amaranthaceae. The transcript has 9 exons. Gene Ontology annotation, biological process: potassium ion transmembrane transport; cell tip growth. Gene Ontology annotation, molecular function: potassium ion transmembrane transporter activity.